This is a messenger RNA of Anopheles cruzii, 5737 nucleotides long. RefSeq lists its product as uncharacterized. NCBI's taxonomy places the organism in Eukaryota, Metazoa, Arthropoda, Insecta, Diptera, Culicidae. The transcript is spliced from 13 exons. The record is from RefSeq and is a predicted model, not a curated record. Gene Ontology annotation, molecular function: iron ion binding; protein binding; monooxygenase activity. Bases 5 to 5737 code for a protein of 1910 amino acids.
CGAGAUGUUUGUGAUUUUAGUAACAUUGAUGAGCCUUGCACUGGCAUUUACGUAUUACGUUUACAAAGCAAAUUUUAGUGAAUGCGUUAAAUAUAGUGGCAAACUUGGUGGGCCUGUCGCAUAUCCGUUGAUUGGAAAUGGGCUUUUAUUUGCUGGCAAAACUCCCACUGGAUUUUUUCAGACAUUCGAUAUGCUGAUCCAGCAAUACGGCAAGUGCUUUCGGUUGUGGCUGGGAACGAAACUGCUGAUCGUUAUCACCGACCCGAAGGACGCAGAGAUAUUGUUGAGUAGCACCAAGUACAUCGAAAAGUCAGACGAGUACGAUCUUGUGAGACCGUGGUUGGGCGAUAGUCUGCUGACCAGCAAGGGUCGAAAAUGGUUUACACAUCGGCGCGUGAUCACUCCGACCUUUCACUACAAGAUAUUGGAACAGUUUGUAAGGAUUUUCGACCAGCAAAGCACUACUUUCAUUGCGGUGCUCAAACCAUACGCUGACUCAGGAAAAUCCGUUGACUUGUUCCGACCGAUUACGUUGUGCGCAUUGGAUGUUAUUUGUGAAAGUGCCAUGGGUACAAAGUUGAAUGCUCAGUUGAACGCUGAAUCGGAGUACGUUAAAGCCGUUAAAGACAUCACGCUUUUAAUUCAGUAUCGACUAUUUAACUUCCUUAUUCGUUACGAUUUUUUCUAUCGCUUCUCGUCGAAUCGCCGUAAGCAACAAGCGGCACUCAAGGUACUCCACGGUUACACCGACAGUGUCAUUAAAGGCCGACGUGAGGAACUUCAUCGGUUGCACAAAGAAGUGACCGGAGGCGUUAUCGAAAAUGAAUUGGGCAUUAAAAAUAAAGUAGCGUUCUUAGACAUGCUCCUACAGUCGACAAUCGAUGGACAGCCGUUAAGUGAUCUUGAAAUCCGCGACGAAGUGGCCACAUUUAUGUUUGCCGGGCAUGACACAAUAACAUCGGCAACCAGCUUCCUAUUGCAGAGUUUAAUGAAGCAUCCCGAUGUUCAGCGGAAGGCUUUCGACGAGAUCCGCACUGUUGUGGGCGAUGAUCGAACUGGUCCAAUUACGAUGACAAUGUUGAACGAUAUGCACUAUCUGGAUCUCGUCAUCAAGGAGACGCUUCGGAUGUUCUCUCCGGUGCCAAUGUUUGGGCGAAAGAUGUCGGAGAACGCGGAAAUCAAUGGAAAAAUAUUCCCGGCUGGUUCGAAUGCCAUGAUCAUGUCUUACUUCAUGGGGCGUAACCCUGAGUUCUACCCAAAUCCGGAGAAGUUUGAUCCCGAACGCUUUAAUAUUGAAACGACGGCGGAAAAGACGAACCCGUACCAGUACCUACCGUUCAGCGCAGGACCUCGGAAUUGCAUUGGACAGAAGUUCGCUGUGCUGGAAAUCAAAAGUAUCACCAGCAAAUUAUUGCGUUACUACGAGCUUUUGCCUCCUCUUGAACAGUACGAUGAGAGUUUUACUUUUGAAUUAAUCACGCGUCCCGCGAAGGGUGUUUUUGUUCUGUUAAAGCCCAGAUUGAGCCGUGAGAACGAGUGCUGGCUGCGCGACCUCGACAACGCUGUGGGGACGCCACCCCAGCAUGCCGUACCAGACCAUGCAGCAAGCGUCCCGGAAAAUGGCCGUCCGUCUGCCCUCCGGUACGCGACAGUACCGCAGCCACCUUAUGCAAUGCCACCGGCGCUGGCCACGAAUGAAGUAAGCGCUAUCCAGCGCACGGAGCAACAGCGACAGGCGGCAAAGCAGCAGCUCUCGCACUCGACGCAUGCGCCGGAUUCCAGCCGCAAUGCCGCACGCGCCGCCAGGGAUGAUACUAUCCUCUCCGACGAGAUCCGACCGAUCGAGGAUCGACAUCCUCGAGAGACUCAGCAAGCUACAGUCCCGGAAGCCAUCCUGCACCGUUCGCCUGCAUUCGGGGCGUCGAAACCGUGCCAUUCAGCUACCGAUACAGCUCCGACGCUGGACCCGACCAUUCGAGAGCAUCACAUCAGUGCGGUUCCUCGGGUCGGCAAGCAGUUCCAGAUGGUGUUCUGCGGUGCCGACAAAUCCAUCAUCUUCCACCACUACCAGAACGACGUGUUCCUGCGCGACGACAACGGCUCGGGCAAGAACACGCUCUACCACAUGGAGGUAGACAACAACUACAAGCACAUCCUGACCGCGUACCAGGAUAUGAACAUACGUGUGUACAACACGCGGAACGCGAAACACACGAAAAGGUUCAAGGGCUCGCACUCGGACGAGGGCAGCCUGAUCAAGGUGAGCCUCGACCUGAGCGGCAUCUACAUCGCCACCUCUUGCACGGACAAGACGCUGAGCGAGUACGACUACUGCUCGAACGAGUGCAUGGCGCGAAUGUACGGCCACAGUGAGCUGAAGACGGGGCUCAAGUUUACGAACGACUGCAAGUAUCUGAUAUCGGCCAGUGGCGACGGGUGUGUGUUCAUCUGGCAGGUGCCACACGAUAUAAUCGUCACGAUGCAGGCGCGUCCCGCGCAGCAGACGCUCCGUUCGGGCCACCAGCCGAUCCCCCGCAUGCUCCGACCCACCAACGCCGUUACGGAUGCCAUCCUGAACCAACCGCCGCUCCGGGGACCGCCGUCAGGUACCAGGAACGCGUCGGGCGAGUAUGGCUCAUCACAGAACGACACUCUGUCGUUCCAGCUCGCAGACCCGGCCCCGGCUGCGCCUGGGUAUCGCCUUGCCGAAGUCGGCCAGCUGCCACACUGGGCCAAACGCAAGUCGUCCAAAGAUCAUUCAAAGUCAUCCGUCCUCGGCCGCAACAUCUUCGGUGUCAUCGCCACGAAACCGCGUGGCCGGUGGAGUCAAAGGGGGCGGCUGGAGGAACCGCCUGAUCCACGCAACAUCGUCGACCGUCCGUUGAACGCGACGCACACCACCAGCAGCGACCAGCAGUCGGGGUCACAGAAGGACCACCCUUCGCCCGCGAACAACACACCGAUGUACGGACACAACAGUAGCAGCUCGAAGGACAUCCAUUGCAGCAACGCUUACCUCAGCGAGGGCAGCUCGAUCGACAGUAGCCAGAAGAAUCGGAGCGACCCGGGGAUGCCGUUACUGCAGAAAAAACUGAUGGUCGAUGCAAAGGCGCUGCACAGUCCGAACUCGGAUUCAAGCACCAAGCACGACGGUGACGUGGAGGACAUUUCGGAUAACGAACGAACGAACUCCGACCACGGUAUGAUGUACUACCCAUCAGCAAGUCCGUCCACACCGACGGACUUUAACAUCAACGACGCGGACACGAACGAGCUCCGCAAAUCGAUUCGACGACAGAAGCUCGAAAAGCAGGGCCUCGGCAUAUCGGCCCAGCCGCAGAGUGCGGCACCCGGCAUCGAGACUGGGACCGGCGCCGGCAAUUCAGACGAUGAGGACAAAGACUCGACACCGAGCGGUAACAAUGCCGAUCGCUCGCUCCGCAGCUCCACACUGCGGCGGCAGCUCCAGGAGCAGCUCGCAGCAAACGUCGUCCGGCUUUCUACAAGCCGUCCUCAUUGGUUCGGGCAACCUGUCCGACUGAAAACGAUCACAAGCAUGCGAAGUACGAGCGCCAUCCACAACAAUGAUCCGAAGACCACGACGAGCAACGAUAAACACAUCGCGCGGAUUGUUGAGGCAACCGGCCGUAAAAGUAGCGGUAUUGGACGUCGGCAUAUAAUCGAUUUUCUUACCACGCUCAAGACUAAGUACGGAAACCUCUUCCGUGUCUGGGUUGGCCACCGUUUGGCGUUGUUCUCCACCAACGUACAGUACAACGAAACAGUCCUAAGCAGCCAGAAGCUGAUUCGGAAGAGUGAACUAUACAAGUUCCUCGUACCAUGGCUCGGAAAUGGGCUGCUGCUCAGCACCGACCAGAAGUGGUUCAACAAGCGCAAAAUUCUCACGCCGGCGUUCCACUUCAAGAUCCUCGAACAGUUCAUCGAGGUGUUCGAUAAGCAGAGCCAUGUGCUGGUUGAUCGGCUCCGUCCGGAAGCAACCGGGAAGCUGGUCAACAUCUAUCCCUACGUGGCACUGGCUGCGCUCGAUAUUAUCUGCGAAACGGCCAUGGGAACGUCAGUGAAUGCGCAAACCGAUGCUAAUUCAUCCUACGUGAAGGCGAUCACCGACCUAAGUCUUUUGCUUACCGAACGUUUCGUGAAAGUGUGGCAACAAGUUGACUUCUUGUUCAACCUAUCGCCGGAUAAACGGCGGCAGGACGAGAUCAUCAAGGAAGUGACCAUGUUGGUGCCGUUUGUUUUAACAUUUGUAUUACUAUUUUUGUUGCGGUACAUCGCUCACGAUUGGGCGACAAAAAAAUCGAUCCAUAUUUCCGGACCCGACCCGGUACCAAUACUGGGAAAUGUACUGAUGUACCUUGGCCAGAAUCCUUACGAUAUAAUCGAUUUUCUUACCACGCUCAAGACUAAGUACGGAAACCUCUUCCGUGUCUGGGUUGGCCACCGUUUGGCGUUGUUCUCCACCAACGUACAGUACAACGAAACAGUCCUAAGCAGCCAGAAGCUGAUUCGGAAGAGUGAACUAUACAAGUUCCUCGUACCAUGGCUCGGAAAUGGGCUGCUGCUCAGCACCGACCAGAAGUGGUUCAACAAGCGCAAAAUUCUCACGCCGGCGUUCCACUUCAAGAUCCUCGAACAGUUCAUCGAGGUGUUCGAUAAGCAGAGCCAUGUGCUGGUUGAUCGGCUCCGUCCGGAAGCAACCGGGAAGCUGGUCAACAUCUAUCCCUACGUGGCACUGGCUGCGCUCGAUAUUAUCUGCGAAACGGCCAUGGGAACGUCAGUGAAUGCGCAAACCGAUGCUAAUUCAUCCUACGUGAAGGCGAUCACCGACCUAAGUCUUUUGCUUACCGAACGUUUCGUGAAAGUGUGGCAACAAGUUGACUUCUUGUUCAACCUAUCGCCGGAUAAACGGCGGCAGGACGAGAUCAUCAAGGUUCUACAUGAUUUCACCACCAAAAUCAUUCACUCGCGUCGCCAAGAGCUGGCCGUGCGUGGCGUAUCGGAAGCGGAUGACGAUGCUGACAUUGGAACGAAACGACGAAUGGCGUUCCUAGAUGUGUUGCUACAGUCCACGAUCGAUGGGUGUCCGCUCACGGACCAGGAGAUUCAGGAAGAGGUAGACACGUUUAUGUUCGGGGGACACGAUACGACGACCAUUGCGAUUUCAUUUACUUUGCUACUGCUUGCCCGUCAUCCAGAAGUUCAGCAGAAGCUUCACCAAGAGAUUGUAGAGAUCGUGGGCAAUGAUUUGAAGGCACCGGUAACGUAUCGUAAUCUUCAAGACAUGAAGUACCUGGAGAUGAUUAUUAAGGAGUCGCUGCGGCUCUAUCCUCCGGCGCCGAUCAUUGCCCGACGUUUCACGGAGGAUGUUGAUUUAGGUGGAACUAAAGUUCCGGAAGGAUCCAACUUCAACAUCGGUAUAAUGCACACUCAUCGUGAUCCUAGCAUUUUCCCUGAUCCAGAACGGUUCGAUCCAGAGCGAUUUGCACCGGAUCGCUUGUUGGAACAAACCAGUCCUUACGCAUACGUUCCUUUUAGUGCAGGACCGAGGAAUUGUAUUGGCCAAAAGUUUGCUAUGCUGGAGUUGAAGAGCACCCUUUCGAAGGUUAUACGCAACUUUAAGUUAACAACGGCUGGCCCGGAACCAAAGUUAACGAUGCAACUGACACUCAAACCAAAAGACGGACUAUUAUUUAUCGGAUUUGUUCCCCGGGUGUAG